Molecule: messenger RNA, 1534 nt
Organism: Gadus chalcogrammus (walleye pollock)
Lineage: Eukaryota; Metazoa; Chordata; Actinopteri; Gadiformes; Gadidae
Gene: nasp
Product: nuclear autoantigenic sperm protein (histone-binding)
Exons: 14
Coding region: 131-1369 (412 amino acids)
Biological process (GO): DNA replication-dependent chromatin assembly; CENP-A containing chromatin assembly
Cellular component (GO): nucleoplasm
Molecular function (GO): histone binding
Source: RefSeq, a predicted model, not a curated record
UUCUCUAUAUAAGCGCGCCAACAAAGCCUGGGAAGAAACAAGCAGGACAACAGUGACCGUCCCGCCUCGCUGUGUAACAUAUCUACUGUUUCUGUCCCUCACCGCUCACAAACCAACACAACAAACAACAAUGCCAGAGGAAACGUCCACCGCCUCCAGCUCGGCCGGCAUGGACGAGAAGCCCUGCUCAUCCAGCGUUGUAGACAGCUCAAUCGACGUUACUGAAGAAGCGAAGAAACUGAUCGGCACAGGGAACCGUCACCUGGUGAUGGGCGACGUGCUUUCAGCCGUCAAUGUCUUCCAGGAGGCUUGUGGAAUGCUGGCGGCGAGGUAUGGGGACACUGCCGAAGAGUGUGGAGAAGCCUUCUUCCUUUGUGGGAAGUCUCUACUAGAGUUGGCCAGGAUGGAGAACACGGUCCUCGGUAACGCGCUAGAGGGAGUCCCACAGUCGGACGAGGAGGAGAAGCCCGUGAGCGAGAACAUCGAGAGCGCCAACAACCUGGACGACGAUGACGAUGAUGACGAUGACGAGGAGGAAGCAAAUGCUGACGACGCGGAAGAUGAGGAUGUUGGGAACUUGCAGUUGGCGUGGGAGAUGCUUGAGGUGGCUAAAUUCAUCUACAAAAGAAAAGAGAGCAAGGAGGAUCAGCUUAUGGCGGCGCAGGCCUACCUGAAGCUGGGAGAAGUCAGUGUUGAGUCCGGGAACUACCCCCAGGCGCUGGAAGACUUCCAGGAGUGCCUCACCCUGCAGCUGAAGCACCUGCCCCCCAGCAGCCGCCUGCUGGCGGAGAGCAACUACCACGUGGCCCAGACGCUGUGCUACAUGGACGCGUACAGCCAGGCCAUCGAGCACUACAACCGCUCCAUCGAGGUCAUCGAGAACCGCCUGGCCGUGCUCCAGAAGGUGAUCGACGCGGCCGAAGGAGCCGACGGGGCGGCGAAGGAGAAGACGGAGCAGGAGGAGCUGAGGCAGCUGCUGCCCGACGUCACGGAGAAGGUCGCCGACGCCAAGGAGAGCCAAAGGGCGGCUAGCCUGGCCAUCAGGCAGGCACUGGAUGGGGCCUCGACCUCCUCUGGAUUCUCGGCUGAGAACGGUGGCCAGUCGUCGUCGUCAUCGUCCGCGUUUGCCUCUGCCAGUCAGAUCUCCACAAGGCCUUUCGAGGGGGCCUCGUCUUCAAAAUCGACCUCAGACAUUUCCCAUCUGGUCAGGAAAAAGAGGAAGACUGACGAGGAGAGCCUAGUGAAGGAUGCAGACGCUAAGCAGCCAAAGCAGGAAUCAACGGUUAAUGGCGGCAGCUCCAGCUCCAACGGCAAAGGACUGCAGGAGAAGGAGCCCGCCGAAACAUCGGCCUCCAAGUCCUCAGAAUGAUGAGCCCCUCGUCUGAUCUUCAACCUGCACUGAACGUCUGUCGAGAUCCCCCCCCCCCCCCCCCCCCUCACCAACACACCCUUGGUUUUGUAAAUAAGUUAUUUUCACAGAUUUGUCUGUCCAGGUUUUGUAUACUUGUAGUAAGAAAAUAAAGGAUAUUUGCAA